UUUCAGUUUUAUCUUCUCGCUUUUAAUUUGUUUUGUCUUCAAUGGUUAAAUAAGUAUUUAUCGUGCUUAUGCAAGAAAAGUUCUUAUAUCAAAACUGAUAUGAAAUGUACCACAGCUUCCGCAAUACGGGGGAGUACCGACAUGAGUAAUUCAGAAAUCACGUGACCACUGUCCUCUAGCAACAAAGGGGGUUUUCACGUUCUUUAUUGUGAAAGCAAGCACGAAAGCAUUGAACUGGUGUCAUUUCUCAAUGGUGUCAAUUCGUUCAGUGUCUCACAAAACAUUACAGAACAAAGAAGGCACCAACAAAAUAUUUACUUUAAAAUGUGACUCGUUAAUAGUAAUAAUAAGAAAAUAGUGAAUUUAGUGCAAUGUCGACUCCAACAACAUCUCCUUUUCUAAUUAAUGACGCUGUCAGUGAGACCAGCAGUCUGAAUGACAGUCGAGAUCGAGAUGACAGAGAAAGACUCCUUAAGUCUAGAAAUACACCUCGAAAUAAUUUCCCAUCAUAUGCACAUGAUAGUGUCAAUGUCAGGUUUCGGAAUGUAAGCUCAGGAAAUUCCAGCUACGGUUUUAACAGUAUUAUCGAAAGUCUUUCUAAUCGUCAGAAUAGAAGACUAAAUACCGGAGAAAUACAUCCAGGAGGAACAAAUUUUCUUUCUACAAAAUACGAGAGUCUCGACUACGAUCCGUGUGAAAAUAAUUUGCUUUUAGACGAGGAAAGGAAUAAGGGGUAUAAGUUCAUAAUUAGAAAGAAAUUAGCGAGAUGGUUUAUCUUCCUUCUAAUAGGAAUUUUCACAGCCCUAAUCGCCUGCUAUGUCGACAUUUCGAUAGAAGAACUAUCGCAUGUAAAAUAUAAAUUAUUGCAAAAAUAUGUAAAUAAGUGUGCAGUAGAAAAUUGUCUAAUAGUGCCAUACAUAUUAUGGCUAGUUAUAAAUAUAGCUGUGGUCCUAAUAGGAGCACUUUUAGUAACAUACGUAGAACCAGUGGCGGCCGGAAGUGGCAUUCCUCAAGUAAAAUGUUAUUUAAACGGAAUCAAAGUUCCACGAGUAGUGCGGAUCAAAACUCUGGCUGUGAAAAUUAUAGGAGUUAUAACAACAGUUGUUGGAGGUCUAGCCGGUGGAAAGGAAGGACCAAUGAUUCACUCUGGAGCAGUCGUUGCUGCUGGAAUAUCUCAAGGGAAGAGCACGAGUUUUAAUAAAGAUUUCGGAUUCUUCCAGUAUUUUAGAGAGGAUCAUGAAAAAAGAGAUUUUGUUUCUGGAGGUGCAGCUUGUGGAGUUGCUGCUGCCUUUGGUGCACCAAUUGGUGGGGUUCUCUUUAGUAUCGAGGAAGGCACCAGCUUCUUCAAUCAAAGUUUGACAUGGAGGACAUUUUUUGCGAGUAUGAUUACUACUUUCACGUUGAAUGUUGUUCUAAGUGCCUAUCGCGAAGGCCAUUUUGGUGAUCUUUCCAAUCCGGGACUCUUGAAUUUCGGAAAAUUUGAAACUAUAAAUUAUCAAAUUUACGAAAUUCCACUCUUCAUGUUGAUGGGAAUGAUUGGAGGUCUUCUGGGAGCACUGUGGAAUCACGUAAAUUACAAAAUCUCUUGCUUCAGAAUGAAAUGCAUAAAAAAAAGGUGGGUGAAAGUCCUGGAAGCUCUGGCUGUAGCCGCAAUGGGUACCACAAUGGGGUUUCUAAUGAUAUUCUGGAGUAAUGAUUGUCAAGUUGUUGAAAAUGGUCGUAAUGAUUCGAUCCAAUUAUUUUGUGAGGAUGGAAAGUACAAUGUUGCUGCUGACUUGUGGUUUCACACACCUGAGAAAACCGUUCAGUCUCUUUUGCACGAUGCUCCAGGAAAAUAUAACGCUCUAACGCUGUUUAUAUUCGUUAUACUUUACUUUUUCUUGGCGGCCUUCACUUUUGGUCUUUCGAUGUCGAGUGGAUUAUUUAUUCCGUCGCUUUUAAUUGGUGCUGGAUGGGGUAGAUUAAUGGGUUCUGGUCUUAACCACAUCCUUCCAUCAAUGAAUUUGGAUCCUGGAAGAUAUGCAUUGCUCGGUGCUGCUGCACAAUUAGGAGGAGUCGUCCGAAUGACAAUCAGUUUAACGGCCAUUUUAAUAGAAGCCACGCAAGGAAUAGCUUUCGGCCUACCGAUUAUUAUUGUUCUAAUAAUGGCAAAAUGGGUAGCUGACUUCUUCAACGAGGGAAUUUACGAAAUCCAUACACAAAUGGCAGGAGUGCCUUUCCUCGCUUGGGAAGCGCCUCCCUUAACAAACAACAUAUACGCUCAUGAAAUAAUGAGCCACCCAGUUGUCUCUUUUAAAAUGGUUGAAAAUGUGGGGCACAUUAUCGAGGUUCUACGAUGCGUUACAUUUAAUGGAUUUCCUGUCGUUGAUCCACCAACCACAGACCAGGAUGAAAUCAACUGCUAUGGCCGUUUUCGUGGAUUGAUUUUGCGAUCGCAGUUGAUAGUUAUUUUACAAAACAAAAUUUUCAACGAAUACGCGGAUAACUGGGAGGAUCGCAUCGAUAUUAAAACAUUCCGUUCUGCUUAUCCGAGAUAUCCAACCAUAGAUGAAGUUGAUAUAACUGACGAUGAAAAAACGUACAUGGUAGACUUAAGGCCUUUCAUGAAUCCUUCUCCCUACACUUUACAACAUUCUGCGUCACUGCCACGAACCUUUAGACUUUUUAGGGCCCUGGGCCUUCGACAUUUGCCUGUUUUAAACGAUACAAAUGAGGUAGUUGGUAUGAUAACGCGAAAGGAUGUAGCUAGGUACAGAAUAUGGAGACAUCUAGGCAAAAUGGGAUUGGAAGAACUUUUAAUAACCGACAAAGAGCCGUCUUAAAGAAAUACCAACGAAAUUUGUCGUGGAAGUUUUCUGCCUUCCAUUCGUUUUU
Molecule: messenger RNA, 2874 nt
Organism: Belonocnema kinseyi
Lineage: Eukaryota; Metazoa; Arthropoda; Insecta; Hymenoptera; Cynipidae
Gene: ClC-b
Product: H(+)/Cl(-) exchange transporter 7
Exons: 11
Coding region: 372-2822 (816 amino acids)
Biological process (GO): chloride transport; transmembrane transport
Cellular component (GO): lysosomal membrane; intracellular membrane-bounded organelle
Molecular function (GO): voltage-gated chloride channel activity
Source: RefSeq, a predicted model, not a curated record